Syngnathoides biaculeatus (alligator pipefish) is the source of this 1138-nucleotide messenger RNA. RefSeq names its product radial spoke head component 1 (gene rsph1). The coding region runs from base 129 to 848 and encodes 239 amino acids. Gene Ontology annotation, biological process: spermatid development; axoneme assembly. The transcript is spliced from 7 exons. Gene Ontology annotation, cellular component: motile cilium; nucleus. Lineage: Eukaryota; Metazoa; Chordata; Actinopteri; Syngnathiformes; Syngnathidae. The record is from RefSeq and is a predicted model, not a curated record.
GAAGACACGUGACCUACUAAGAGACGUAAACUUCCGGGUUGGAAACUACGAGGUGUGCACGCGCCUCGACGCACGUCGUCUCCUUCCUACAUUUAUCAUUUUUUUACUUUUAAAACUGACUUUUAAUAAUGUCCGAUAUAGACUCUGACGAAUUUGACGAGGAACGCAAUAAACUAGGGGAGUACGAAGGGGACAGAAAUGAAGCUGGAGAGAGACAUGGGAUGGGUAAAGCGGUUCUGCCUAAAGGAGACGUUUAUCAAGGACGAUAUGAACGUGGUAAAAGACACGGCAAGGGCACGUACCGCUUUGUGAACGGGGCGAGAUAUGUGGGCGACUACCACCAGAACAUGAAACACGGACAAGGCAUCUUCUACUACCCGGACGGAUCCAAAUAUGAAGGCUCUUGGGCUGAGGAUUUGCGACAGGGACACGGCGUUUACACGUACUCCAACGGGGACACGUACGUUGGGGAGUGGCUCAGUCACAUGAGGCACGGCGAGGGCACCUAUCGCUACCACGACACCGGCUCGGUCUACACAGGAACGUGGGAGAACGGCAAGAUUGAGUCCGUGGGGGAGUUCAUCCACGCCAAUCACAGAUACAGCAGUAACUUUGUCAACAAUAACCCAUCUGGGCCAGGAAAAUAUGUGUUUGACAUUGGCUGCGAGCAGCACGGUGAAUACCACCAGAUAGAGCAGGACCGGGCGGAGGGCGAGUGGGGCGAGCCGGGCUCCACGACGCUCCUCAAGUGGUUUCCAAAAUGCAUCACAGGCCUUACGUCGCAUGAGGCCGAAGGGGAGGCCGACCCUUCCUCCGAGGUUACGCCCGACGCGUCAGCCGAAGCGUAGCCAACGACCGACCCGCAACCUACCACACGUUGUACGGUAGAACUUCAACAAACAUACGUGAUGUGAAGUACAUUCCACAUUUUCAAAUCCUCGUAGGCCAUGGGGACAAAGAAUAUGGACUUUGGCAUCAAAUUGUACCUAUGUUACAUUUAUACAGAAGCAUCCGAACUAAGUUAUCAUACAAUAUAAACUUUUUUUUGCACUCCUUCGCUGAGUUUGUCAACUUUAUCUCACCCCAAGCAGUGUCAACUUCGCGCUUGUCUGAGAAAUAAGUCUGCUCCUUUCUUCAG